UAUGUUUAGAGUGGAAAAAGUCAUCUGAAACUCUGGAAACGCGCAAAGUUUAGUCCUGUUAACUCCUGCAACAGAAUUGAAGGCUACCAGAAAUUUCACCUUGAUAAGGUCGCUCAAGGUUACCCGUUCAAUUGAACCACGUUUUUCUGCGGCUUACAUGAUUGUUGUCCAUGAGGAAGAAAGACUAAAAGCGAGCAACAAGAGAUUGUGGUCUGUCAGUUGGAACUACAAAGGGUCAUUAUUAGCUUCAUGUGGAGAAGACAGAAUAAUUAGACUGUGGGUUAAAAGUCAAGACAAUUUGUGGGGACCAUCUUUCUCGCUUCCUGAGGCCCACAAAAGAUCUAUCAGAUGUAUAACCUGGUCACCUUGUGGUUCCUAUGUAGCUUCUGCAAGUUUUGAUGGUUCGGUUGCAAUUUGGAAGAUACCUAAGGAGGUUUCAGAAUUGGAGAUGGAGGCAUUGGUGACUUUAGAAGGACAUACGAGCGAGGUUAAAUGCGUUGCUUGGUCCCCUUCUGGUCAUCUUUUAGCCACCUGUGGUCGAGAUAAAAGUGUAUGGCUGUGGGAAUUUGAUGAUGAAGAAGACGUGCAGUGCGUUAGUGUGCUACAACCCCAUUCUCAAGAUGUAAAAUCAGUAGCGUGGCAUCCGCAUGGUGAGGUUUUAGUCUCUACAAGUUACGAUAACAAAAUAAGUGUUUACAGAGAAGAAAUUGAUGAUUGGACUGUUUUUGUACAGUUGACUGGACACAGUUCAACUGUAUGGAAAGCAGAGUUUUCACCGUCAGGAGAUAUUCUAGCGAGUUGUAGUGAUGAUCGAUGUGUCAAACUUUGGUCGUGGGAUGGUGUUUGUAGCAAAUCAUCCUCAUGGAUAUGUAUUGCUACAGUGACUGGAUACCAUACACGUACAAUUUUCGACUUAAACUGGUCACCUGAUGGACAACUUCUGGCUAGUUGUGGUGCUGAUAAUAGAUUAUGUAUAUAUAAAAUGCCACUGAAUGGUUUGACUCAUAAUGCUGGUAAACCAUGCUUAUCAGAACCACCUGUUCUUUGGGGUCAUGUUCCAAAUGCACAUUCAGAAGAUGUAAACUGUGUGCGCUGGCAACCUCAUUAUCAUACUGGUGAUAAUAACCAUAAGGAAGAAGAUGUAUUAGACUCUCAUCUAAUGCUUACAACAGCUUCUGAUGAUGGAUGUAUUAAGUUUUGGUCUAUUAAACACGAGAUGUAACUCUCCUUUUUUCUGUACAUAUCACGAAAAUGCAGCCAUGUGAUUUUUAUAUUUAUAUGCACAGCUUAUUUGAUCAACACAUCUAUUUUGAAUUCGAAAAUUAUGCCUAAUCCUAAAUUUCAAGUUAGGUCACGGAUUGAUAUCAAUUAGAGGACUACUAAAAGUCGAGAAAUACUCAACAACUGUUUCAACCUAGUUUAAGUCGCACUUGUGACCCUACUGGGGAUCGAAACUAGAACCUUGGGAUUACGAUGCAAUCCCGAUGACAAUUCAAUCACUUUGACGGAACCCAAGGACGGAUGGAGAACUCGAAACUAGGACGAAACAGUUUUCCAGUACUUCCUGGUUCUCAGUGUUAAUUCGUUAUCUUAUUUUUAAAUUCAUCAAUUCCCUACAAACCAUAACUUGAGAAUUUAUCAAGAGUUGUUUUCUUUUGUCAGAUUUGAUUGCUGUAAUAUAUUUUGUAUUCGAGAAUAAUAAUAGUAAUCAAGUGUUUUAAAUAUACAUCCUGCAAUAUUGUAUUUUACUUGGAG
Molecule: messenger RNA, 1755 nt
Organism: Trichobilharzia szidati
Lineage: Eukaryota; Metazoa; Platyhelminthes; Trematoda; Strigeidida; Schistosomatidae
Source: the annotation of a GenBank genome assembly